Molecule: messenger RNA, 8108 nt
Organism: Diabrotica virgifera virgifera (western corn rootworm)
Lineage: Eukaryota; Metazoa; Arthropoda; Insecta; Coleoptera; Chrysomelidae
Product: motile sperm domain-containing protein 2
Exons: 9
Coding region: 184-1665 (493 amino acids)
Source: RefSeq, a predicted model, not a curated record
UUUGACUUUGAAGGGGACGGGUUGACACUUUUAUGUUUUUUGUUUGUUUUUUAUCUUUGUAAAGAGUAGAAGUGCUUGAAAACAAAGUUCAUUUUUAUAAUAAUCAGUAAAUGAGUGAAUAAGUGUGAUAAUAAUAAUUGUUAAUUAGAAUACAUUUAAUUUAGAAAUAAACGGAUAUCUAAAAUGGUUAGAGAAUACAUUGAAGUAUCAAAACCAGAGAUUGAGGAUUUAAGAAAAUCAUUCCUGGACGAAGUCUCUUCAAAAGGAAAUGAUAGUAUUCAUCCUAAAGAUUUACAAAGGGUAAAAACAGAUGAUGACUGGCUACGGAGGUUUUAUUUACAUCAAGAGAAAAAUCAGGAAAAAGCCCGCGAGAUGAUGUGGUCGUCAAUAUCAUGGAGGAAAGAGCAAAACGUAAAUGAAAUUAAUGAAGAUACCGUUAAUAAGGAAAUACUUUGUUCCGGAGCUUUUUCCAUACAUGGAGAAGACGUAGAUGGUUGCAAAUUAUUAGUUUUCAAAUGUAAUAAGCAUACAAAAGGUGCUAUAGAUGUAAAUAUAGUCAAACAAUGUAUUAUCUAUUGGUUUGAAAGAUUAGAAAGAACUACAAAAGGAGAUUUCUGUUCUAUAUUUUUUGAUAUGGAAGGAUGUGGCCUAAGUAAUAUGGAUAUGGACGUGAUAAAAUACCUAAUAGGACUGUUUAAUUCGUAUUAUCCCUAUUUUUUGAACUAUAUACUCAUUUUUGAAAUGCCUUGGGUGCUAACUGCUGCCUUUAAAAUAGUUAAGACUUUAUUGCCUGAAAAAGCUAAAGAAAAAAUUAAAUUUAUAUCUAAGAAAGAUAUAAGUACCUUCGUGCCUACUGAACAUAUCAUUACAAGCUGGGGUGGUAAAAACCCUUAUGUAUUUAGCUUCGUUCCCGAAACCUUUCCUGAUCAAGAAAAGGAAAAGGUGGUCGUGUCAAAUAAUAAUAAAAAGGUUCACUUUGUCGAUGGUUCAAUGUCAGAACAGGCUGCAGCCGCUACUACCGCCGAAAAAGAAUCGGAUGGAGGGUACCUCAAAGUUACUCCACCAGGUAUCAUCACAUUCGUCAAAGAUGGAAACGAACUUAUUAGUACCUUGGAACUUCAAAAUGCAGAUGACAGUAUCCAUGUCUCCUAUAAGCUUAAAACGACUUCCCCCGAAAAAUUUAGGGUUAAACCAAGCACAGGGUGUUUGGCCCCUGGCGAGACUGUCGUUGUUAAUGUAACGCUAUUCCCUGGAUUUCAACUUGGGGGUCUGUCACGUGAUAAAUUCCUUGUAAUGAGUACGCCAAUGGAAACCAGUGAAUUAGAUAAUUUAGAUUUACCAGAAUUGUGGAAGAAUACCAGUGGCAGGAAACUGUACCAGCACCGACUGAAAUGCAUCCAAAGUGGAGAAGUUACCAAGAACGGCAACGUAACCGUGACUACGCCAACUGCUGCCGAAACCGACCAAAGCAGCAUCAGUCAAUUGUCAUCGACGAUCUCCGAGAUAAGAACGGCGCAAAUAGAGUUGCGGCAGUCCGUGAAAAUAACCCAAUAUUUCCAAAUGGUGACCUUAUUUUUAGUUUUAAUACUAGGAGUCGUAGUAGGGUACAUGGCUCGUAAUUCCAAGGACACAUCUUCAGAACACCCCUACUGUAAUCACCCAUAACAAUAACUCUCAUAUGCAGGGCCUCCGAUUGAGAUACCUUUAUUUUACAAAGUAUUACAUAAAAUGUUCUUACAAUUUUUAUAUUUGUUUUGUAUUUUACAAGAUUAUUUUUAGGGCUCUGCGUUGAAAAAAAAGUGAUGAUAAACGGUAUUUGCUUGAGCGAUGUCACUUUGAAAAAUGAUUAGAAAUGGGGAAAUAUGACAAUCAAAAUGUUUGUUUGAACUGGCUUGAGCUUGUAAUUAAACCUUUAAUCAUUAAAUGCAAAUGUAUAAUUACAAUUUAUUACAUAAAAUGCAUUAUCCGCCUGAAAACAAUGUAUGAAGCAGUUACUAAUCGUUAGGCUGAAAAGUUCGUAGGCUAACAUAGAAAGAAAUUUUUGAAAGUUAUACUUUAGGCGCGAUUGGGAGUGAAUUUUUAUUAUCCUGUGCGCAUGCGCACACAGACAGUAUGGCGUUGGUUGCUAAAUCUUAAAGUUAUGUAUAAAUAUAUCAGUGCAAAAAAGGUGUGAAAAGAAUAUAUUGGUGUUUUUAGUAAAUAUAUUUAUUAUAAUUUUUGUGUUUUUGGAUUUGUCUUCCUCGGGAGUAAGAUAAGUAUUAUUAAAACAUUUAUAUUUCUGUUUUGUUACCGUGAAUUGUCAUUAUGUCCGAGACUAUACAAACAGAGACGUCGUAGCGUUAUUGGUAUAGCAUUCGGCUACAGAUCGAGAGGUCUUGGGUUCAAAUCCGGACCGUUCCUAUUCUUUUUUUUAUUUUUGGAAAAUGGUAAGAUUAAAAUUAGUUUAAUAUUUAAACAAAAUAAAAAUAAACUGUUUAACGUAGGUACAUUUAUUUCGUUUAAAUCGUGUAAUAGAAGUAUAACUUCUUAUGUGCGUACAAAGUACACGCAUAUUCUUUUUUUUUUAUAAAAUUUUGAUUGAUUUUAUUAUUCAAUAUAGUUACUUUCGUGGGCGAUACAACAAUUAUAGCGGUUAUACAACUUUUCAGUACCAUUUUUAUAAUACAAUUUGUCUUUAGCCUCAAAAUAAGCUUCAGUUUCUGCGAUUACCUCUUCAUUGGUGCUAAAUUUCUUUCCAGCGAGCAUUCUCUUGAGGUCAGCGAACAGGUGGUAGUCGCUGGGUAACACAUCUGGUAAAUAGGUGACUGCGGAAGGAAAGUACUGAUGCCACAACCUUGCCAGCCGACUGUUGCGUCUUUCCACGCUUUGGUGUCGGUUCAUCACGUGCAGUCCAUUUGGCAGACUAUUGAUUGGACUCCGGUGUGAAAUGAUGGAACCAUGUUUCAUCCAUUGUAAUAUAUUGACGCAAAAAUUCGGUUUUAUUAUGAAAAAAGAGCUUGAAACACUUCUCAGAAUCAUCAAUUCUUUGUUGAUUUUGAUCGAUUGUGAGCUCUCGCGGAGCUAUCUCGAACAACUUCACUUUACAGUCAUCCAAAAAUAUUUUGUGGACUUUUUUGAUGUUUUUGUGGGUAACAGCAUCGUUUCAAUAUUUUUUUUGGCCAAAAAGCAAUGCAAAAGACACCCAACUCUUUUUUAUCCAUUUUUUAAACUAACACAAUUUGCUUCACUCAAAAUGCUAAAUCUCAUAAACUAAUAGUUCGGCAGCUGUCAAAUUUAUAGACGCAUCUUUUGAAGGUUAGGGUUGACUAAAAAUCAUAUGGAUUUAAUACCAGUAGUGCCAUCUAUUUGUCAGUCUACGAACUUUUCAUCCCACCUUACUUAGAACAAACCUUAGAACCAAUAAACAUCAGCCGUAUUUGUUCAUCACCACGAACAUUUGCUGUAUUUAACACAGAUCCGCUGUCCAGGAUAUUAGCCUCUAGAGUCCAGGUCUUGGUGACAUGUGCCAACACAGACCAUUUGAUCAUUUUUUGACGUAAUUUUAGGUUUAUCACUUAGCCAAAAGACACAACCACAACCCUAUCGCUGAUAGGUAUUUGGGCGCCCCAACGUGGGGCGCCAUGUCAUCUAUAGGGGAAAUUAAGUCUGGAAAAUGCCCCUUCGACCAUCCUCCGUGUAGAAGUUCAAAUACCUAUCAGCGAUAGGGUUGUGGUUGUGUCUUUCGGCUAAGUCGUUUAUGACAUCUUUAUUUCCAUAUUAUUGAGUUGGAACUUGCCAUUUCUAGGCGUAUCUCUGGUUUGAGAAUUCAUCUCAUAUUCUUACAUUUAAAAUAGGAAAUAGGGUAGAGAAAACACAGUUUUUAAAGUUGUAACAAAGAACUGGCAGCACAAAUUCUAUAUAAAGGACAAACGUGUCCGCAAAAAGGCCACAUGGCCGCAACAAGGCCACAUGGCCGCAACGGCGUAAGCCGGGGCCCACUAGAGGCACGUCAGGUGCUCGUCAAGACUGAAGACUGAGAAAGCGUCGGUAAGGAUUCGCCACCUUUUAUAGUUUUGAAUCGCUACCGAAUGACAAAAUUUUUUGUAUAGAAACGCGUGCCAUUGGUGACAUUAGAUUGACAAGAUCGACUUGAAAUUCAAUUGACAGAUGCCAUCGCCAUAUUAGUGCAUCUUCGGAAGUAAAAUUUGGCGUCUCUUUUUAGUUGCAUCCUUGGUCAAUGUUUGCCUCUUUUAUUAAUUUGCUAUUAAUCGGCAAAAGGUUCCAAAUUUAAUGGUUUUACUCAUCCUCAACUUCGUUAACAUCUACUCAGCUUUGAGUAUAUGAUCUAACUUUGACUAUUUUCUGCACUUCUUUCAACGUAUCUACGAGCCAAAAUACUCACAAUAUACAUCACUAAAAACGAUAAAAUCACAUAUACGAAAAACACGAUAAUUCCUGAUUGCCAAGUCCGCUUAAGCUCAAAAUAUUGCCCAAAACCUAAUCAUUUUUCAUGUAAAAUUUAAUUUAGCCGUUUAUAUUUUUGUUUAUAUAUCCAGUGUUAAAUAUAUUCAAACCCAGAAAUUGGAAUACGCUUUAUAAAGUGACAUUGCAAGCUUUGUCUAGGUUUGUUGAAUUUUAAAAUAUUUAUUUUCGGUAUUUUUCGAUUAAAUUUUAGAAAAUGUAUAUAUCUUGAUGAGGUAGUUAAUUUAAAUGAAGCAUAUUUUUAAUUGUUUUAAUCAUAUAUAAAUAAUAACACAAUAGGAACGUGUUGUAAUACUAGCUCCGUUUAUUCUAUUAUUUUGAAGAUAAUCUUUAGUACAUGGUAUACUAUAACUGUGGUUAUGCAGCAGUCGUAUUGUUAAAAUAAGGGAGUCAAAAGACAAUAAAGGCCACUUUAAAUAAUAACAAGGCAUUUACUAAAGAAACAUUUAUAAAACAAAAAAUUUAAGAAAAAUCUGUGUAAAAGGUAAAUUUAUUUUAAAACCCCAAUAAAGGGCUACAAUUACAAAACAGAACGUUUUCGCUCUAAAGAGAGCAUCAUCAGUGUUAUUUGCCUAAAAUAAAAUACGAAAGAGUUAUGGACAAAGGUCUUUUUAGGUCGUAAUACAUAAAAGUUGAUAUCUAAUCUUAUGACCCUUUACUAUAAAGAUAGGAUGUUUUUGAAGUUAUACUUCUUUAGGUACGAGGGUGAAUUUUUACAUUCCCUGGCGCAUGCGCACACCGACAGUAUGCUAUUAGUCGCUACAUCUUUAUGUAGCGCAAAUAAGGUGUGCGUGAAAAGAAUAUAUUAUUAGUGUUUUUAGUAAAUAUAUUUAUUAUAAUUUUUGUGUCUUUGGAUUUAUCUUCCUCGGGAAUAAGAUAUUUUAUAAUAAUAGUAAUAUAGUAAGUAUAUUUAAAGUAUUUUUGUAUACUUCACUUGGUCUAUUAAAUUUGUCAGUAUGUAUGAGAAGUCUUGUAACCUGUCACAGCAAAGGGAAUAUAGCUAAGUGGUAGAACGUGUGACCGGGGAUCGAGAGGUCUCCGGUUAGGAUCCGUGUGUUUUCUAUUUUUUUUAUUUUUGGUAUUGUUUUAAUAAAAAGGACCCCGCACAAACCUUGUGGAAAAUAGGUGCCAGUGGAUUUCGUUCAUACUUUGGGAAAAUACUCUUUGAAGCAUCCUGAUAAAAAGUUCUCAUGGGCACAACUCAAUCGUAUGAAGGAUUUUCAAUAUAUAGAGGCCCAAACUCGGAAAAUUAUAAGAUUUACGGGGUAUUCCAAUUCCCUGAGUUCUGGUUAUCUGGCAACAUGUAGAAGUUUGGAUCAAGGAAAAGUACUAGUCGUCUAGGAAUUUUUCCUGACUAUCCAAAUGGCGACCUUUACUUUGACCUUGACCUUCAACGGACGUCAUCUUCUAGAGUUUCAAGGGUUUUCGGCAUUCAAUUGAUAUAAACAGAUUACUCACGGGUUUUUGGGAUCGCUAAACACGAAUAUGCCAUCAGAAUUGCCCUCCGGAUGACGUGGUGGCCAGGGCCUCUGCAAGGGACGUCAUCUUCUAGAGUUUCGAUGGUUUUCGGCAUUUAAUUGAUGCAAAUGAAUUACUGGAGGGUUUUUUUGAGGUCUCUAUACACGAAUAUGCCACCAGAACCGACUCCCGGAGCACCUGGUUUCCAAGGUCAAUGAAAGGGGCUCCUGGAGUUUCGAGGGUCUUUGGUAUUACAUUAAUGCAAACGGAUUAGUUAUAGGUUUUUGGGGUUGCUGAACACGAAUACGUGAUCAGCACAGACACAGGAGCACCUGGUGCCUAAGACAGGUUAUCUUCUGGGGUUUCGGAGGAAUCAAAUGGAUUACUCUUAGGUUUUUGGGGUUGCCGAACACGCAUACAUGCAUAUUACCGAACAGGCACUAUGGCACGUCAUCUUCUGGAGUUUCGAGGGUUUUCAGCAUUAAAUUGAUGAAAACGGAUUACUCAUUGCUUUUUGGGGUCGCUUUUACGCCAAUACGCCAUCAGAUUCGACCCAAGUGUUUUUAACAAGUGUUUUAAUAAAUGUCAUAUUUGGACAAUGGCCUCCCCAUGAGUUCUCCAUUCUUCUCUGUUUUUUGCUUUGAUGUCAUCUAUUUAAUUCCGAAACCUGUUGAAACUCUAGAAGAAGACCUGCGUUAGGCACCAGGUGCUCCGUGGAUCGGAUAUAUCGAAUUCACAUUCAGCAGCCCCAAAAACCUGUGAGUAAUCAGUUUACAUUAAUUAGUACCGAAAGCUCUCGAAUCUCCAAAGCAUGACGUGCGUUAGCCACCAGGUACUCCGAUGUCUGUUCUAAUGGGGUAUUCGUGUUUAGCAACUCCAAAAACCUAUGAGUAAUCCGUUUGCAUCAAUCUAGUACCAACGACCCUCGAAACUCCAGGAGCCCCUUUCAUUGACCUUGGAAACCAGGUGCUCCGGGAGUCGGUUCUGGUGGCAUAUUCGUGUUUAGCGACCUCAAAAAACCCUCCAGUAAUUCAUUUGCAUCAAUUAAAUGCCGAAAACCAUCGAAACUCUAGAAGAUGACGUCACUUGCAGAGGCCCUGGGCACCACGUCAUCCGGAGGGCAAUUCUGAUGGCAUAUUCGUGUGUAGCGAUCCCAAAAAGCCAUGAGUAAUCUGUUUAUAUCAAUUAAAUGCCGAAAACCCUCGAAACUCUAGAAGAUGACGUCCGUUGAAGGUCAAGGUUAAAGUAAAGGUCGCCAUUGGAUAGCCAAGAAAAAAUUCUAGGCUACUAGUACUUUUCCUUGAUCUAAACUUCUACAUGUUGCCAAAUAACUAGUAACUCACGGAAUUUGAAUACCCCGUAAAUCUUAUAAUUUUCCGAGUUUGGGCCUCUAUAUCUUGAAAAUCCUUCAUACGAUUGAGUUGUGCCCAUGAGAACUUUUUAUCAAGAUGCUUCAAAGGGUAUUUUCCCAAAGUAUGAACAAAAUCCACUGGGACCUAUUUUCCAUAAGGUUUGUGCGGGGUCCUUUUUGGAAAGUAGUAAGUAAAAAUUAAUUUAAUCUUCAAAAUAAAAUACAAAUAACCUGUUGAAAGUAUAUUUAUUUCGUUGAAAUCAUAUAAUAGAAGUAUAACUUCUUACGUGCGUACGGAGUACACACACAGUCUUUUUUUUUGGACUGGUUUAAUUUCACCUUUUUCCUAUGUGACUAUGUGUGUUAUCACCUUCAUUUGGCUGAAAUGAUCCGAAUGAUAAGAUUUAUUUUAUACUAGCAGCAAUUACUUGUAUCUCUUUCUGUCAUGAGUUUCCUGGUUUUGACGAAAUAAUGAUUAUUAACAAAACACUAAGCCAAAAGCAACUACAAAAUGUGAUACAAAUCAAGCGUUUUAGAUUUUCUUUAUUUUUUUAUCUUUAGUAUUGUUUUGUUUAAAUAAAUGACUUAUUUUUAGAAUUAACUACCUCAGAAAGGUAUAAUCGUCAUGCACAAUUAGAUUUUAGAAAAAAAUUUAUUCACCCGCGAGUUGCUAAGUUUGAUUUAUAUUCUAUUUUUAAAGAAAAAUUAAAGUGAGUUAAAUAAAAAUUAUUUAGUACCGUUAUUUCAUUAAUUUGUAGGCCGGAAAGGAAUUGUAAAGUUUUUUAAUAUGUAUUAUUUAUAUGUAAGUUUAUUAUAGAAAAUAUAAAAAUUGUUUUUA